AGCGCUGUCUUCCUUGCGAAAAAUGAAGUGCGGAAAAAGAACGGUCAACAGUGAAAUCAGUGAGGUCAGCAAUAGGGCAAAGGUCGAAUUAAAUGAUAAAGGGGCUUUCACGGUCGUUUCAUUAUAGAAUUCACAAUGCUCGAUGAACUCCUUUGACAUACUUUGUUUAGCCGGGCUGUGAGCAGUGCAUUUCUUGCCUUCAGUGGACAACGUGCGUAGCGUGCUCGGUUUCAGUGACGUUUCAAAUCUGCGACUCGAGUUCCUGUGAGAUUCGAGUUUCCUUUCGAUGCUUGGAAUUUCUGUCUAGUCUACCAGCAAUAAAUUGCGCCGAUAAAAGCUGGUUAUCAAAGAAGAAUGCGUUUCUCAUUAUAAUUUCAGAAGGAGAAGAGGCACGGAGCUACGUAAAACCACGAAGAGUCCAGGAUAGUAGACACGAGGAAGGUCGUCCGAGAGGAACGAGCGAAAGAUGGUCUGCCCGGAAAGGCCGGUCACGGCGCUCGCCAUCUCCCUCGUCUACCUUCUGGCACUCUUCGAUUCCUACUGUCAAAUGGCACCAGCGGUGGCCAGCGCCGCCAGAGCCUGGGACGUGGGAAGCGGCCUCAAGUACAAACUCAUGACGACCUUGCUCUUCAGCGAGGCUGCCCCCUCGAAAUCCAGCGGGGACGUUGGCUUGAGGCUCACCGGCGAGCUGGACGUAACCGCCGUUUGGCAGGAACCCACCGAUCACGAUACCUUUCUGCUGAGGAUAGAGCUUCACUCGCCACAACUAUGGAUUAAGUCUCGCAGAGCCCCAGAACCGGAAGGCUUCAUCGAACAUUCUUCCAAAGUGGACGCUGCCGGCAAGAAGCCAUUAUUCCUGCUAUGGCGACAUGGCGAAAUCAAAGAGAUCUACAUGCACCCAUCGGAGACUGUUUCUUCAGCGAAUUUGAAGCGUGGCCUGGCCAGUUUAUUCCAAUACAAAGUGUUCGAUGGCGACGUUCAAGAACGAGACGCUUCCGGUCUGUGCAACGUGACCUAUCACUCUCUAGGCCCGAAGACAGUAGCGAAAGAAAAAACUUUCUGCGAGCAAAGUACUCUGCCGUUAAAGAGUCGCCAUCCGAAUCCACUUUUCGACGUGAAGGUCGUUAGCAAUCGUCAUUCCACUUACGAUCUUACGCAAUACCUCCUGCCAAACAAGGUCCACGUCGAGGAAAGACAUAAAAUGGUGCUGACCGCCAGACCGGAAGCCGGGACUACUGUUAUAUCGGAUGGGAUCCUUGAACUGGUCCCUGGGACCUUGACUGCGAAAAGUGUUCAAGCUGACACCGCGAUGGAAGCCAUCUCUUGGUUGCAGUCUGGAUUUAAAAAGACCAGUAUCGAGCUCCAAUUGGAACCAGCCACGUGUCCCACCGGCGGAUGUCAAACGCUUGAACAAUUGCUCGAAGGAAACCGUAGCGCCCUGGAGGCUGCCUCGCUGGGUACCGGGAAGUCCGCUUCAGCCUUCCUGAAGCUGUUACCUCUAGUCAAAUCUGCAUCCGCGGAAGAACUGUUGAAAAUCUUGAAAAGUCCGCGUUACCUUCAGCUGAAACCGCAACUGCUGGAUAUUAUUGGCUCCUCGUCUACAAUGGCAGGUUACCAAGCAGCCAUGAAGGCCUUGAGACAGGACGACGUGGGCGACGACACUGAAAGAUACCUGUGGGGCCUGUCACUCUCGCCAACGCCCAACGCAGACGUCAUGAAGGACAUUCUGAAGCGAUCCGAAGAAACUAUUCAAAACGAAAAAGUCUCUGAAACCUUAGCUCUAACUGCAGCAGCAAUGGCUCGCCAUUUGGGAUCUCCAGCCGCAGUCGAGAAAGCUAGAACCAGCUUAGAAUUGGGUCUAGAUAGCUGCACAGGCGAAGAAUGCAAACUAAAGUUCCUAAGAGCUCUCAGAAAUCUGAGGAGCACAGCUUCCAUUCCAACUUUAUUAAAAUUCGCCAUCAGCAAGGAUAAAGCCAUCAGUAUAGCAGCUUGGAAGGCUCUGGCAGUUAUGCCCAAAGAUUCUAUAACAGAUGAAGUGAAGGUGGUUGCUAAAAGGGUCUUCUACCAGAUUGGUGGACCUAAAAGAGACAGCAGCGUUAGGACCGCAGCAUUGGACAUAGUUCUUGAGAACAAUCCUUCGAAAGAGGACAUUAGGGGACUGGUAAUGUACCUAGCUAGCUCUGAUUCAGCGUACGAGAUCCGUAAAUACUUGAGCCAGCGUUUAGAGCAGCUUUCUGCAUUAAAUCCUAAAUUGGCAAAAGAUUACAGUGACAUACUAAGUGAAAGUGGAACGAAAGUGGUAAACUACGAUGUUUUUGCUCAUCGUGGACUGAGUACAGCUUUCACAAGAAGCUUUUUAAAUUCACCAGACAGCAAUGGGUCCUUAGUAACUGUUCAAGAAAUCAACUCAGGGAUAUUAAAACGAGGAAUCGUGGACGUAGUCUUAGAAUCAGAGAAUCACAAAGAGGCUCUAUUCUCUUUGGGACUGUUUGCCGGUGGUUUAGGAGGAAUUGUGUCCUCCAACGACGAACAAGAAUUGCAAGAGGAUGAACAUGCUACUGCUGGAAUGGAGAUAGACUUUCUAGGAGUUGGUAUCAGGCCGUUUAUCUUUUUCUCUGGUAAAGGAGAGCUAAUGGGUCACUUCUGGUCCGGCACAGCUUCCGAAAGGACUCCAGCAUUCCAGGUGUUGUCUUCCGUUCACAGCUACAACGAGUACAUUCCAUUGACAUCUGGCAUGGUAGCAGAGAUGGAUGUUCAAGGAGCAGUGAGCUUUGACCUGGCAGGACAAAUCCAAGUCAGCUUAUGGUCCAGGACAUCUCAGUCGUUAGUGGAUCUGACAGCUGGCAUUGUGAUCCAAGGUGGCAGCAAAGUACGCUCAGACUUUGUCCAGAGCACUGCUGAAUUCUCCAUGACGAUGGAGCCCAAACUGGAGUUGGCUACUGACGUAGACUUUUCUGGACCAGGUUCUUUAUGCAUGAGGCUCAGUCAGCCAGACAACGUGGUCAAGCAUCAAAUUUACAAAAUCGAACGAAUAGCUGGUAGCAGGCAUAAACUGAGGAAAACCAGGAGGUUGAAACUGCACAACCCGGGCAGGUCUUAUUUCUUGAACAACAAGAACAACGAGAUGUGCUCGAAGAUCAUAGGUGAUGCUGCAUGAUCGUUGUUUAUAGGGGACUUGAUAGGAUAUUACGAAGACAAUUUUAUCUGAAUUAUUUUGAUAGAGAUAUGAUUAUAUUUUACGGGAUACGUUGUUUCUCCGCCAUCCGUCAGUAAUGUGCGACGUGUUGAAAAGUGGUGUCACGUGCGAACGGACGUGUGUUCUUUGCAUAGGAGUUUAAUGUAUUUUUAAACUGUGCGCGCGCGGUUCACUGUGCUGUGAGAGACAGUGUUUCAUUGAUAAAAAUCACUCGAAGUCAUUCCGAUACCAGCGAUGGAUCGUUUUCAUUCGACUACAUUUCCAACGAUUUUUAUGUAUAUUUUUUAUAAUGACAUUUUCUACUCGACAUGCUUUGAGAAAUGUGUAACCUUAUGGUAAAAAUACUUUGUAUUUGAGAUCUUGAAAGUUUUACCGUAUCUUUAAGCGUCGAAGUGUUUAUGGAGGUUUGUUACAAUGUUUCGAGUAUCAGAAUGAUGGUUUUUUAAAUAGAAGUUUAAAUAAGAGUCCAGAUAACGUUUCAGAGAUUCAUUGACUAGGGACCAAUUUCUACAUGAUGUUGAAAAUGUACAGAUAUAUUUCGUUCACGUAUUAUAUGCAUACUCAGAAUUAAACAAGAGAGUUUCGAUUUGAUAAUUUUGUAAUAAAACGAUGGUUGUUUUUAAAACGAUGCGAACUGGAUGGUAAAUAUACUAUGCAAAUUAUGGGACUUCUUUUAUCACA
This is a messenger RNA of Nomia melanderi (Alkali bee), 3877 nucleotides long. RefSeq names its product microsomal triacylglycerol transfer protein (gene Mtp). NCBI's taxonomy places the organism in Eukaryota, Metazoa, Arthropoda, Insecta, Hymenoptera, Halictidae. Gene Ontology annotation, biological process: lipoprotein metabolic process; lipid transport. Gene Ontology annotation, molecular function: lipid binding. Gene Ontology annotation, cellular component: Golgi apparatus; basolateral plasma membrane; endoplasmic reticulum. The record is from RefSeq and is a predicted model, not a curated record.